Messenger RNA from Castor canadensis (American beaver), 712 nucleotides. Lineage: Eukaryota; Metazoa; Chordata; Mammalia; Rodentia; Castoridae. The record is from RefSeq and is a predicted model, not a curated record.
AGAGAGUUCAAGAGGCGUGAAACCGUUAAGAGGUAAACGGUGGGGUCCGCGCAGUCCGCCCGGAGGAUUCAACCCGGCGGCGCGCGUCCGGCCGUGCCGGCGGUUCCCGGCGGAUCUUUCCCGCUCCCCGUUCCUCCCGACCCCUCCACCCGUCCGCGCGGCCUCUCCUCCCCGGUCCCCUCCCGCCCCGUCCCCCUUCCGGGGCGUCGGGGUGGGGUGCGGCCGAGGGGGUGUGGCGGCGGGCGGGCGGCGACCGGCCGCCGCCGGGCGCACUUCCACCGCGGCGGUGCGCCGCGACCGGCUCCGGGACGGCUGGGAAGGCCCCGGCGGGGAAGGUGGCCCGGGGGUCCCCCGCCCGGUCCCCGUCCGUCUCGGCGGGCGGGCCGGCGGGACCGGGCCCCCGGGUUUACAGCCCCGCCCCGGCAGCAGCGAUCGCCGAAUCCCGGGGCGAGGAGCCAGGACCCGUCGCCGCGCUCUCCCCCCCGCCCCGCCGCGGCCUCCCCGCCUCGCGGCCGGGAGGUGGCGCGGGCGCGGAGGGAGGGGCAACCCUCCCGAGGGGGGGCCCGCCUCCGCUCCCGCGGAGCGUAGGCGGAGCGAGCGCACGGGGUCGGCGGCGACGUCGGCCACCACCCGACCCGUCUUGAAACACGGACCAAGGAGUCUGACGCGUGCGCGAGUCAGGGCGCGCGCGAAAGCCGCCGUGGCGCAAUGA